This is a messenger RNA of Henningerozyma blattae CBS 6284, 2151 nucleotides long. RefSeq lists its product as uncharacterized. Bases 1 to 2151 code for a protein of 716 amino acids. The record is from RefSeq and is a predicted model, not a curated record. Lineage: Eukaryota; Fungi; Ascomycota; Saccharomycetes; Saccharomycetales; Saccharomycetaceae. The transcript has a single exon.
AUGGAAGUACAAGAUAAUAUAAAUAAGCAUCAAACCCCAUUACCGCAAAAUACUACAAGUUAUGAGACGGAUCAUGGUGAAGAGGGCCAUGCCAAGCAGGAAACCAAUAAAAAUUCUCCAUCUUUAGGGGCCUCCUUAUUCGAUGAGUUCAUAUCAAAAGGUGACAAAAAUCUACAGGUAGAUACCAGUUCUUCUAAUUUCUUAGAUUCAGUCAUAUCGAAGGAUACAAAACAUGUGCAUCAUACUGAAAUAGACUCUGAUGCAGGGGAAAAGAAAUCAGUAUCGCCUGCAAAUAGAAAUGGCAUGUCGCCUCUGCUGUCUAAUAAACUAGACCAAUCAAAACAGCAAAUUCGCGUAAAUCAUAGUCAUAAUGUAUCAGGUUCAUCGUUGGGUUCAAAUUCAUCAACAACACACAGAACGACAUCCCAAGGUCAACAACAUCAAUUAUUAACACCAGUUAGAAUAUCGGAUGAUGAUCAUCCUUUAAAAGAAAAAGAUUUACAAUCUGCAAAUCUAAAUAGUAUACCUCAUAGAGCUUCACGAUCAGGAACUAUUAAUAAGAGAAAAUCACUGAUUAAACCAGUAGCAGUUAUCGAAUCAAAUGAUGAUAAUAUUUCUUUUUCAAAUACAGAUUCUAGAAUAUCUAAUAAAAAUAGCAACAAUCCAAACCUUAGCCACACUGUUCCAAUUGGAACUAUUAAUUCAACCUUGACGGGAAACUUAACCUAUGAUGAUUCUCUCAUGAUGCAUACAAGAACACAUUCAAGAGAUACUAGUAUAAAUUCUGCUGCUGGUGAAAUUAAUCCAUUAGAUAUUAGUGUUUUGUUACAAAACUUAGCUUCAAAGGAGAUAGAGUUGAUGGAAUCAAAGCAUCGAAUUGAAGAUUUAAAAAAGCAGAUUCAUAUGGAAAACCAAUUAUAUUUGAAAAAAUCAAAUGAGUUAAAUGAGCUAAAACUGAAAGUUAGUAAGCAUAUCAAUAGUCCGAUUCAAAAUCUAAAUUCAACAUUUUCUAAUUUUUCACUGACACCUACACCUACUCAACUUCAACCUCAGAUUUCACAUACUCAUCCAUCAAUACCAGAAUCAGAUGAAAGCCAGAACUCUAAUAAGAAACCAUUGAGUUUUAUAGAAGACUCGAAUAAUACUAAUGGCAUCAAUUUCAACAUCAAUGGUUCUACUGAGAACAAAAGAGUUUCCGUUGGUAGAUUUAUUUCUUCUGGAGGAAAUAAUAAUAUUGAUAUGAACCAUAAUUCAUCUAAUACUAAUAGCAUAGCACCAAUAAACGUUGAUCAUUUAUCUCUUCAUGCUCAAGAAACUCCUUCAAAAAUAAAAUCAACGGCAGAUUUUCACAAUAUACCAACACCACCUUCCCUGCAAACUGAACAAAAAUUUUCAGGUAAUAAUGUCAAACCUACAGCAUCAAAUAAUACAGAAAAAACUUCCAUGUGGAGUAAACCAUUUAGCAUGUUUUAUCAAUUCGAUCAGAGAAUGCAAAAAGAAUUACAAAAAUCUCUAGAUUGGGAUGAUACUUCAACUUCUAAUUCACCUGUUCCUUCAAGAGGUGCUUCAGCAACUCCUAUUGCAAAUAUCAAUGAAACUCUGAAUCCCAUUCCAAAUACUAGUACUAAUAAUGAAAACAACCCCAUUAAAACCAUGGAUAGCAUACCUCCUUCAAGAUUUGCAAACGAUCUAAAAAUGACAGUCUCAAAUGAUCCGUCUUUUGACCAAUACUUUGAUAAUGUCCAAAACGAAAAUAAUUUAAAUAUUUCAAAGCAGCGAGAUGAAAGCAAGUCUAAUACUGUUACGGGCUCUAUAUGGAGAAUUGUAAGUGGCGUUAAAUCAGGCUUAUCUAAGCCAAAUAGUAACGACACAACUGGCUUAAUUUCACAAUCCGAAGAUUCAAGUGACCAUAACAUAUUAAAUGAAUUAAAGCCAAUCGAUCAUUUAAGUUUAAUAGUUCAUAAUUCAGAUCUUAAAUUUCCUACCAAAUCUACUGAUGAAAAACUACAGCCUGCCAAUGAAGAAUUACACACUUCUAAUGAAACUGAAGGUAAUGAUCUUCAUAAACAUAUUGUAAAAAAUUCAGAGCUAGAAGGACAAGAGUUGAUGAGAAGAAGAAAGAAAAAAGUUAUUGAGAUGGUUGACUUUUAG